GAACGAAAAUGCAAACAUAUAUACAACGCACGGACGCACUCGCUUCUUCUUCUUCGUCUUCUUCUCCGAGCAACCGGUUCUCAUUUCCUCCUCCUCCGCCACCGCUUCGGGUUGCAGAAAAUCGGUGCCCGCCGUCCAUGGCUCUUCAAGCUUGUUCUCUCGCCGUCGGCGUGCCGUCCCUCGCGCCGCCGCGUCUCCGCCGCUCCCGCCCCGGCCCCUGCCCCGUCGUUCGAGCCAAAGUGGAGCCAACAGAGAAGUCUGUUGAUAUAAUGAGAAAGUUCUCAGAGCAGUAUGCACGCCGAUCAGGAACAUAUUUCUGCGUUGAUAAGGGUGUGACUUCUGUUGUUAUUAAGGGACUGGCUGACCAUAAAGACACAUUAGGUGCACCGCUUUGCCCAUGUAGGCAUUAUGAUGACAAAGCGGCAGAGGUAGCUCAAGGUUUUUGGAAUUGUCCUUGUGUUCCAAUGAGGGAGAGGAAAGAGUGCCACUGCAUGCUCUUCCUCACUCCAGAGAAUGAUUUUGCUGGCCAAGAUCAGGCCAUUUCGUUGGAGGAAAUCAAGGAAUCGACUGCAAAUAUGUGAUGCUAUGCCAUGUAGUUGACUUGUUGUGAGAUCUCAACCUGAUUUCGAACCCUUGUUAGAAGAAAAUGGACAUACUACUGAGAACGAAAAGGAGCAGCAGUUUUUAAGCCCUCCAUUGUAUAUUUUGUAUGCUAGCCUACUGUCACACUUGUUAUCUGAAAAUGGAGCUUUGGUUUCCUC
Molecule: messenger RNA, 761 nt
Organism: Syzygium oleosum
Lineage: Eukaryota; Viridiplantae; Streptophyta; Magnoliopsida; Myrtales; Myrtaceae
Product: ferredoxin-thioredoxin reductase catalytic chain, chloroplastic
Exons: 6
Coding region: 9-581 (190 amino acids)
Molecular function (GO): oxidoreductase activity, acting on iron-sulfur proteins as donors
Source: RefSeq, a predicted model, not a curated record